GCGCACAUGCAUUGAGGGAAGCACACUUGCACACAUAGUAGUAGCAGCUGCAUUUUCACAGGCUGCUCUUCAGACUGACAGCAGCAAACGGAGUUGAGAGGCAGCGCAAUAGAGCGAGGGAAACAAGGCAGGCGUCCAGAGAGGAGAGCAAAGCAGAGGAGGCUCACACAGGGUUUCCCCUUACUGCCCUUUGGCUCUCUGGGACCCACAAAAGGAAUCUCCUCUGUGCUCUGAGCUGAACUUGCUUUGCCAGAAGACCUGCACCCCACUAUGGCAGCCCUGGUGGGACAUGGGAACCCUUGUCCCCUCUCAUCUGAUUCCUCUAAACUGUGGACUACCUUUAUUUUGGGUGUGUUGACCCUUUCGAGUCAAGUCUGGGGCUUUAACUUGGAUACUACUCACACACUGCAUAAGUUGGGAGACCCUGGCACCUUCUUUGGCUUCUCUCUUGCGCUUCACCAGCAGCGUAAUCCAGACCCUCAGAGCUGGAUACUGGUGGGAGCUCCAAGGGCGGCAGGGCAGGGUAAGUUGACGGGCAGUCGACCAGGAGCCCUGUUCAGGUGUCCGAUCACACCAGAGGAGUACGACUGUGAGAGGGUUGACAUCGAUGGAGACGUGAGGUGGGACAGAGAGAGCAAGGACAACCAGUGGCUGGGAGUUACAGUCAAGAGUCAGGGCAUUGGAGGGAAGGUUGUGACCUGCGCUCAUCUGUACGAACUGAGGCAACGUGUAAACCAGUCAUCAGAGACUCGGGAUCCCAUUGGACGUUGCUAUGUCCUGAGUGAGGACCUGACUAAUCGAGAUGACCUGGACGGAGGAGAAUGGAAGUUUUGUGAGGGUCGGCCACAGUCACAUGCUGGAUUUGGGAAGCAACAUGUGAGCAUGUGUAUCUAUGACCGUGUCCCUGUCGUUUAAGAUAACGUGCAAAUCUGUGUUUGUCACCGUGCUGUGCCCUCACCUAUUUCCUUUCCAGGCGAGAUGCGUGUUCAGCUCCUAAACCAGACUCUGCUUGACCUCGGUAUCUAUGACGACGGACCUUACGAGGUGGCAGAUGAAAAACAACUUAAUGCCCAGCUCAUCCCUGUGCCCUACCACAGUUACCUGGGGUUUUCUGUUGACUCUGCCAUGGGAAUAAUGAGUCUCGGAGAGCUAACCUUCGUGGCCGGUGCUCCCCGAGCCAAUCACACCGGGGCGGUGGUGCUGCUGAAGAAAGACAAUGUGUACCGGUUGGUGCCACAACACAUCUUCUGGGGGGAGGAGCUGGCCUCUUCAUUCGGAUAUUCAGUAGCCACCACAGAUCUCAACAGUGAUGGAGAAGGGUUGGAAACCAGUUUGUCUGACAUCUAUACAGACAUUGCUGUGGGAGCACCGUUUGAUGGAGAUGGAAAAGUUUUUAUCUAUAGAGGCUCAAAAUCUGGAAUUGAGACAAAACCUGCUCAGGUGCUGGAUGGCCGGGACUUUGAUGUGAGACGUUUUGGAUAUUCUAUCUCAGGGGGUUUGGAUAUCGACAACAAUCACUACCCAGAUGUGGCAGUGGGCUCGCUGAACGAUUCAGUGGUUCUCUUCAGAUCUCGUCCUGUCAUCCACGUGAAGAGAGACAUAACUAUUGAUCCUCCACAAAUAGAUUUGGAGCAGUCCAACUGCAGAGGCAGAGAAGGAGUCUGUGUGGAGGUCAAGGCUUGCUUCACCUUCGUAGCGUACCCAACUCACUACUCUCCACACAUUACCCUCGUGGUGCGCUUUGAAGCAGACACAGAGCGCAGGAAGGUGGGCCUCCCGCAUCGCGUUACCUUCCUGGGCCGCAGUUUACUGGAGCCGGAGUACACACAGACAGAGGAAGUGCAGCUAAAUCGGCAGCGUCACGCUGUGUGCACCAACGCUGUCUUCCAGCUGCAUCGGCUGGUGGUGCUGGACAUCACCGUCACUAACAUGCCCUCUGACCCUCUUUACCCCGAGGAGGACGGCGACGAUGCUCAUGCUGCUCAGCUUAUCAUCUCCCUGCCAAACACACUGUCGUACGCCGGCUCCAGGAUCCCAGAGCAGAUGAGAUGUCAAGCAAACCAGAACGGCUCCCAGGUUGAAUGCGACCUGGGAAACCCCGUCAAACGAAACUCUAAACUGAAAUUUUCCAUCAGUCUGAGCACAGCUAACAUCACUAUUGAGACCACCGAGCUGACAGCUGAGCUCUCGCUGAAAACCAUCAGCGAACAGCCUGACUUGGUCCCUGUGACAGCUUACGCUAAAGUUGUGAUAGAGCUCCCCCUGUCUGUCAGUGGGCGCGUAAAUCCCGACAAGCUGUUCUUCAGCGGUGCAGUGAGGGGCGAGAGUGCUAUGAGCAGUCUGGACGACAUCGGCAGCGCUGUGGAUUUUGAGUUUGUGGUUGCUAAUCCCGGUCAAGCUCUCCAGACACUUGGCUCUGCCUUCCUCAACAUUAUGUGGCCCUACGAGCUGGCCAAUGAGAAAUGGCUCCUGUAUCCUGCCAGCUUGACGUUUCAAGGCCACCCGGAAACACAGUGCAGCCCUACAUCAGCUCUGAAUCCUCUGAAGCUGCAGGGCUCCUCGCCUGCAGAGCCGGGCAGCCACGGGGUUGGGCGAAAACGCCGCUCCCACCCUGAGGAGGAAGGUCAGAUCAUGACUAAAGGCAGCGUGGGACAGACCACGCCUGCUGUGGCAGCUUCAGACAGACGCAAGUCGCUCAAACUGGAUUGCCUGCUGGGGUCAGCACGCUGUGUGCUGUUCCAGUGUCCUCUCCACAGCUUCUCCGGUCAGGCUGUGCUUAAAAUCCACGCCAGACUGUGGAACAGCAGUUUCAUAGAGGAGUUCCCAGCAGUCAGUGCUCUGGAGCUGCUGGUCAGAGCCAACAUCACUGUGAAGUCCAGCAUCAAACAUCUGGUCCUUAAGGAUGCUGCUGCACUGGUUUCAGUGAUGAUUUAUCCCGAGCACGGUGUUACUGACCAGUACUGGAUCCCCUGGUGGAUCAUCCUCAUUGCCAUCCUGGCAGGUGUCCUGCUGCUGGCACUGCUGGUCCUCAUGCUGUGGAAGUGUGGCUUCUUCCGACGGGCGCACUACAAGGACAAACUGCCUCAGUACCACGCGGUGAAGAUUCCUCGCGAGGACCGGCCUCAGUUUCAGACUGAGAAGUCAGGAGGCGUCCAAAAAAAGGAAUGGGCCACACACUGGAGCGACGGGACCUCGUAACCUGCUUUGAUGCCCUGACUUUAAAAAAAAGAAAAAAAAUCACCAUGUGCAGCACUCAUUAUGUCUUUGCUGUUGAAUUAACUGACUAAAAAAGUGCACAGAGACUGGGAUCACGAAAUGUUGUGCACACCUCACUUCAUCAUUGCUUACAUACUGAUGCGUUUUCUCAAUACUGUAGCCUACUGAAGGCCUUACAUAGCUUAUUUAGUCUAAAUCAAUAUCAUAGUAUUGUACUGGAGGCCUACGACAACAUUAAAACCAGUCGAGCUGCUGAGUACGUUCCCCAGCCCUCACUGCUGCUUCACUGUCUGACAUCAGAAAGGACUGGAAAUCAAAGACAUGCAUAAGCACCACAUGCAGAUCCUGACAGACACACACAGAUAUACUGGACAUUAUAGUAAAGAAGCCAGUGCCCAUGACAAAGACUACUUUUUGCCUUAACUACUGUAAGACUGAAGAUUCAUAUGGGCAAUGAAAAGAAAAUGCAUUUUUCUAUAUAUAAAUGACUUUUUUUUAGUACUGGUUAAAGCACUGGGUGGGUGGAUGUUCAUGUUUCGAUGAAUGUGUUGUCUUCUGGGCUCGACGAUUACUCUGGGUCGGCUCAAGAAGCCAUUUAAAAAGUUCAUUGAUAGCUUUUGUAGGGCUUUGUUCAAUUGCCUGAGUAACUUGAAUAAGAACAAGAAACCACAAUACAACCUAUAACAUGCCGUAGCCACGACCAGAGCACUGUUGUCGCAUGUGUCAGAUUUUUAAAAAAGCAAUAUUUAAGGUAUCGUGUGCUCUUCAUCUGUUUAUGAAAAUUUCUGGUAGAUUUUUUAUGGAUGUAUUAUGAUGACAUAACAGUGUAAAAAAAAUCUAAUAUGUAUGAAAACUUACUGUAGCCUCAAUUUAAAACCUAAACUGCUACAAAUGAGUGAAUUAGUUACAAUGUGACGUCUGAGUGAUGCCGCCAUAUUUUUCUCAUGAGUUGUAAUGUAAAGCCGUUUCACCAGGUAACAUCUGUGUUUUUUGUUGGACUGCAUUAACCUGCUUGUCACACUGUUCUUGUUAAUGUGCGCCACUCGUACCAGUAUGACAGUCCUUUCACUUCGUUACUGACACUUCUAAUUGCGUACAAGUGCCUUAUUGUAAAGGUGGCAGAUGGUGUGCCACUGGUUACAAACGCAAGGCUACUGCAAAUUAGAUCAUACUCCCCUGAAACAUCUGUUGGACACCGGUGGACAAGUAAACAUCCCUCCUGCACUGAAGCAACAUGAAGACAGGGAAAAACCUUUGUUGUUAUUUUUUACAUGAACAAAGCAGCGUGAACAUAAUGUGUAUCAGAACCAGACAAACUCUCUUUGGAUCUAAUCUGGGUUGAUGAAGUGGAUGUAAAGCAUGAAGGGUCAGCUUGAUUUUUUUAGGUAUUGCUGGACAAUCUUAUACUAGCUGCAUGUCCUUUUUCUGAUGUUCCCAAAUUUUCUGUUGGUCAUUGUUCGGUGUUUUAUUUAUUGAUUUCGUUGGAUUGGCUGCACUGUUUAAAGGUUGUAAAUAAAAAAAAUUUAAAAAAUGAGGUAAACCUGACAGACCGCUUAAUUUGAUCAUUAUGCAGAGAUUUUAAACCCAGUGAUGUACAGACAAAAACCAGGGAUGUGUAAAAGCUGCAAUUCACUUAUAUAACACCAGGUGGCGGUAACACUCUGAGAAAUAAAACAUUAUUUCUGUAGUUAUUUUAAAUGGGAGGGAAAAACGAAAACAUAAGGCAUGUAAAUUUUGUAAAAGCUAUAAUAUGACUACUUAGAUCUGAAUAGAUCUGAAUUAUUUUGUUUUUCAUGGAAAUGUUGCCCAUAAUGUUCUUGAGUAUUUGUGCUUGUUAACAUGAGGACAGGACAGUAAUUAAGGGGUGCAGAUGAGAUGGGUUUGUCUUUAAUGUUUGAUUGUAACUCUUCUCGAAGAAGAAAUAAAGGCAUCUUGUUUUGUUUAUGUGACAUAAA
Messenger RNA from Neolamprologus brichardi, 5171 nucleotides. The record is from RefSeq and is a predicted model, not a curated record. Lineage: Eukaryota; Metazoa; Chordata; Actinopteri; Cichliformes; Cichlidae.